Messenger RNA from Coffea arabica (coffee), 2073 nucleotides. Its product is annotated as DUF21 domain-containing protein At2g14520. The record is from RefSeq and is a predicted model, not a curated record. Gene Ontology annotation, cellular component: cytoplasm. Gene Ontology annotation, biological process: intracellular manganese ion homeostasis; magnesium ion homeostasis. NCBI's taxonomy places the organism in Eukaryota, Viridiplantae, Streptophyta, Magnoliopsida, Gentianales, Rubiaceae.
AUGAACUUUGAUAACUAUGUAGAGAAUCAUCAUGUGAAGAAGUAUAUCAAAUGCUGUGGUUCAGAUUUCUUUUUCCAGAUUCUAGUAGUCAUUAUUUUAAUGUUGUUUUCUGGAUUGAUGAAUGGCCUUACAUUGGGGUACAUGUCUAUGGAUCUAGUUGAUCUUGAAGUUCUUGUGAAGUCUGGUGUAUCCAAGAGUCGUCUCUACGCCAGAAGGAUAUUGUCUCUUGUCAAGAGACGCCAUCUGUUGCUCUGCACACUUUUAAUCAGCAAAGCCUUUGCUGUGGAGGCACUUCCUAUUUUGCUUCAUCAUUUGGUCCCAGAAACAGCUACAAUACUUAUUUCUUCAGCACUAAUACUUAUUUUUAGUGAGAUUAUACCACAUUCUGUGUGUUCCAAGCAUGGUUUGGUGGCCGGUGCAGCUAUGGCUCCUGCUGUCCAUUUACUUGUCUGGAUUUGCUUUCCUGCUGCAUAUCCUAUCAGCAAGCUAUUAGACUUUCUGCUAGGAAGAGGGCGUAUUGCGCUGUAUCGUCGGGCUGAGUUGAAAACACUGGUUGACUUGCAUGGAAAUCAGGCUGGGAAAGGUGGUGACUUAUCACAUCAUGAGGUAUCAAUUAUCAAAGGCGCACUUGAACUCACUGAAAAAACAGCCCAAGAUGCAAUGACACCUGCAUCUGAAAUUUUUUCAAUUGACAUCAACGCAAAACUUGACAGGGAUUUGUUAAACUUGAUCCUUGUAAAGGGACAUAGCAGGGUGCCAGUAUACCAUGACCAUCCAAGCCAUAUCAUAGGACUUAUUCUGGUGAAAAACUUACUUACUAUGAAUCCAGCAGAGGAAGUAACAGUAAAGAACAUCACGAUCCGCUCUAUUCCAAGGGUGCCAGAAACAAUGCUGUUAGUUGAAUUAUUGAAUCAGUUUCAGAGAGGGCUAAGCCACAUGGCUGUAGUCACUAGACCACAAACUGGGAAGUUCGAGAAGCCGGCUUUUAGACCCCCUGAUAAUGAAAGAGAAAUAAGGUUGGAAGCUCAUGGUCAAAGCCUUCUGGGGGAAAGAAGCUUCAAAAGAUCACUGAGGAUGCUGAAGACUCUGCCUGGAAAUGACAAUGUUUCCAGAAGAAGAAACUCAAGGAGUAGGAGAUGGUCUGGAGAAUCACACCCAGAGAUCUUGAAUAUAAGUGAUAACCCUCUUUUGACAGUCCCUCAAGAAGAGGAAGUCGUUGGUAUAAUUACCAUGGAAGAUGUCAUUGAGGAGUUACUGAAAGAGGACAUCUAUGAUGAAAUGGAUCAUCAUGGCUCAUCUCGCUCCGGUUUCGGCAGCUCCUCACAAAGGAUUUUAAACGAUCAGGAAGCAAGAUAUGGGAGCACUGAAUUUAGUGAUAGAAGUACAAUCAAAUUACUUCCCUAGUUUACUAAUACAACCGAAAUCUUCUUGAUUCUUGGUACACAAAAAUUAGUGAGUAAGAAGCAAAGAAAACUAUAGAGUCUAUGCUGAUUUCUUGAGUUGGUACACAAAGAAAAGUGAGUAAGAAGAAAAGAUGACUAUAAUCUAUGCUGCUGGAAAACAUAAGUGUUUUUCAUUUUUGGCACGGAAGCAUGGCAGAGAGAAGGAAUGGAAUAGGACUCCCCUGGGGAGCAGAUGCAUCAUGAAAUGAAGUAGCCAUCGAGCAAAACUUUUCGAAGUAGGAGUAAUUCAUGUUUUGUAUAUGGUCAUAUAUUGCAGCAUAGGACUUGUCCUCAAGAUUCAAUUUUCCUGUACUCCACACAAAAAGAAGGGAUGAAAUUUUGCAAAACUUGAUGCAUCUCAUAUUUUCUUAUUUGCAAUCUCAGUUCAUGCUUGACUUUGUCCAUAGAAGUGAAGCCACAUAUCUCUCAAGCCUCAAAAUUUUGCUUCUAUUUUGGUUGUAACUUCGAUUAUCAUGUAAAGCUAGAGCACUGUUAGAAAUUUAUAGUCCUUUAGUUAGAAAAAGUCUACUUAUUCAACACUGCCAUGUAUAAAUUCCAGAAAACAAAAGGAAAAAGAAAAAAAAAACUUCUGGAAUCUGUUGUUCUAUGAUUGAUAGCAAUCCCCAUAUGA